UUUGCAGACCGCCAUAAUACCAUAGAAGAAGACGGAACGUAAAACUACUCAACAUGGAGACAGCAGUUGAUAAACUGGAGGCGAUGUUCCAGAAGGCAGAGGCUGACAUGGAGUACAUGGAGAAGCGGCUACGGCUGGAUUUCCUGACUAAUGUUCCAGAGAACAGUGCAGCAGAGGAAAACCCUGUGAAGCUGCUGGAGAACCUGUCAGCCAUCAAGACGAGGCAUGCGGCCCUGUGCACACAAGUGCAGGAGAUCGCAGCCGAGCAGAAGCAAUCAAUGGACUCCAUACGAGUGCACCUUGACACCACUGUGCAGCUGGUGCAACAGUUACAGCAGACUGCUGACGUUGAGCUUCCAACACUGACUGAGACGGAGCAGGAGUCUGCAGAGUUCCUUGGUUUAUCAGUCAAUCAAAACACAGCAGAGGUACCGAUGUCUAUGGAGCUUCAAGCCCAAGAGCUGCCUCGGUCCUCGAGGGAGGGCGAGUUUGAGGAGCUGAGUGAAGCCACACUGGAGGCAGUGCCGUGCAGCAUGCGUGCCAACGUCAAGCUGGUCAACCUCAAUGCCUUCUACAAGCAGCUGCACGAGUACUUCUCCUUCAGAAAAAACAGUGGUUCCCUCAGUUUGCAGAAGAUGAAGCAGAUGAACAUGAAGGUUAGCGACGCCAAGCUGAAGACGUUGCAGCACCUCUCUCUCAUUGAACUAGACAAGAAAGGGCAUGUUCGUCUGCUAAUGUGAGACUGAGGAACCUGCAUAGCCGAGAGGCUAAAAUAUAAGACCCCACCGCACUAUGUGAUGAAAAGUGACUGAUUCUGCCCAUCUCUCCUUGUCCAUUUGCUAGGCAUAUUAGCCUAAUUGAAGGGUUUUCAGUUGAAUCCUCAUGCCUACAUAUGCUGUGGUUUGAUUUUAAUUUGCUAGAUAUUUUUCUUAAAUGACACCCCAGAAUCUUCUUUCAAAAGGAAUUGACAUCAGAAGCAAGAACUCCAGAUGGGAUCAAGUCAUCACAUGUUUCUAGGGUGCUGUAAGUAGAAGGCUGUUGGGCCAUAUUGUAAAUUAAGGUGCACUAUUUUUGUAAAGAGUUUAAUGUUGGAUAAGUAUGUAGUGUUUUCUGGCUAAUGUAUCAGCCAAAUACAUUUCACCUGUAAAUAUGUGAUGAACGAUUUAAUGCCACUGACUUUCCAACUGUACUGUACGUCUUGUGUCGAGUGUCAAUUAAUUUUAUGAGCAUUCAUUAAAUUGAAAUAUUCCCUAUGCCCAGGUAUACACCCAAUCAAAAAUAAAUUUAACAAGGCGUGCAAACACGUAUUAGCAUCUCAA
Messenger RNA from Oncorhynchus nerka (sockeye salmon), 1319 nucleotides. It is a transcript of the gene ska2, whose product is annotated as spindle and kinetochore associated complex subunit 2. The record is from RefSeq and is a predicted model, not a curated record. Bases 54 to 740 code for a protein of 228 amino acids. Gene Ontology annotation, cellular component: spindle microtubule; outer kinetochore. NCBI's taxonomy places the organism in Eukaryota, Metazoa, Chordata, Actinopteri, Salmoniformes, Salmonidae. Gene Ontology annotation, biological process: cell division; chromosome segregation; mitotic cell cycle. The transcript has 7 exons. Gene Ontology annotation, molecular function: microtubule binding.